Sporothrix brasiliensis 5110 is the source of this 528-nucleotide messenger RNA. RefSeq lists its product as uncharacterized. The transcript has 3 exons. The record is from RefSeq and is a predicted model, not a curated record. Lineage: Eukaryota; Fungi; Ascomycota; Sordariomycetes; Ophiostomatales; Ophiostomataceae. The coding region runs from base 1 to 528 and encodes 175 amino acids.
AUGGACUCGCCCCUCGCCCUCAUAAUUGCGAUUGUCGCAUUGCUGAGCACUGUUUCCGUCGCAGAACAGCAACAGCUACCACAUCGACAACCUCAGCAAAGCUCACCACGGUUGGCUCCAUACCCACGAAAGUCGGCGCAGUCCAUCUGCGAGCAGACAUACGGUCCCGGGUCGGUCGCCUGUGGCGAUGUUACAGCGGCCAUGUGCUACAACCCGAGCAUAGGACAGUCCUGUUGUGUUGACAACGGAUUCUGUGACCGUGGCAAAUACUGUGCGCCAGUUCCCGGGUACUGCUGUCUUGAUACCGAAGACCUCCGGGCAUGUGCCAAAAACGCGGGCUUUGAGUUACCAGUAUCACUCCAGUUGCGCGCCUCCACCGCAUCGCCAGCAACGACAUCGGCCGAUAACAGCAGCAGCGGGGGCACACCGUACAUACAAGUGUCAGCCGUAGCGCGCCAAGAGCAGUGGACACUGGUGUGGAUGAGCCUGGGCAUCUGUAUUGUGGGCGUGAUCAUGACGACGUUUUGA